GGCAUGUCUAUUUUCCACAGAACCCUCUCCCACUUCUUAAUAGUACUUGUUGGGGACAGUUACACGCUCCCAUAAUGCGAACGCCUGGCAUCAACUUGCUUCAUUGUGCAACCAAAUUUUUGAUAGCAUGAAACUGAUCGGUGCCACUGAGUGACGUUAGGAACUGGACUGACCUGGACCACGCGGAGCCGGAGCAUCGUGAGUAUAAGUCAGAUAAACCUCCAGGUUGCGAAGGCUUGCCCACUUGACCAAAGAGCUAAUUCUUAUCCAAAGCACACGCGGUGGCCUGGCUAAUACUAUAAUAGGUCUUCCAAUAAUAUUCCACAUUCGUCAGCAAUCUCGUUAUCAUGGCCGGUGUGCGACCUCUGUCUGAUGCUCCCAAUCACCCAUGUCUGCCGGCAUUAACAUUACAGAGGAGCAGCCUUUACUGUCCAACUCCAAGCAGUCAAGUUAUCAUGAUAACCCUCCAGACAGCUCAAGUCGCACUCAGGACGAAGAGGCACCUCCCUUGACAGACGAAACGAGUGACUCCCCGAAAGAGCCGUGGACCGGGAAGCGAAUAACUGUCUAUGGUGUUCUGACAUUGUUAGGAGUAUUUAUAUUGGCCACAUUCAUCAAAGGCUUCAUUGACGCUGAUGAUGUGAAUUUUGACUUUGGAAAAGCGUUCAAGAGUGCGCUAGGGGGAGGGUUAAGUGGUGCUGUAGCCAUGGUGUUGCAGGUUUUGGCGCUCAUGCCUCUGCGCACCAUCAUGAAUUACCAAUACAGAUACGGCACAACAACGACGCAGGCUACCAAGAUUUUAUACGCUGAUGGCGGUUGGACACGGUAUUACCAAGGCCUCACUGCAGCCCUGGUUCAAGGGCCAGUAUCCCGUUUUGGCGACACCGCUGCCAAUGUAGGCAUUCUCGCCCUCCUUCAAAGUAAUUCAUACAUGAAGACCUUGCCCACGCUUGUAAAAACACUGUUCGCAAGUGUUGCUGCGGCCUGUUUCCGCAUGACAUUGACCCCAGUUGACACGAUCAAGACGACUAUGCAGACGCAGGGUAAGGAAGGCAUUACAUUACUGAGGGCCAGGGUUAAGAAGUACGGCAUUGGCAGCUUGUGGUAUGGUGCUCUCGCGACCGCCGCUGCCACAUUCGUCGGUCACUACCCAUGGUUCGGGACGUACAACUAUCUCAACGCAGUCCUCCCACUUCCAGUGACUAUAGUGCAGAAACUCCUCCGUUCUGCUGUAAUCGGCUUUGCAGCUUCCGUCGCCUCUGACACCAUCUCUAACUCUCUUCGCGUGCUAAAGACCUACCGACAAGUCAAUGCUACCCCAAUUGGAUAUGCCGAUGCUGCCCGCGCCGUCAUCGCAGCAGACGGCCUCAAGGGUUUGUUCGGGCGAGGACUUAAAACCCGUAUCUUGGCCAACGGCCUCCAAGGAAUCAUGUUUUCAGUGCUGUGGAAGUUAUUUUUGGAUAUGUGGAAUGACAAGACAAAUUAGAUAAGUUCGGGUGUAAUGCAUAUAAGGAAGGGCUUGUACAUCACUGUUACCCUGAAUACUAGGUCACUCCGUUACCUUCUCAUUGUUCUUGAUCCUGCCAAGAGUUUGAUCUUGUGAUAUCUUGAUACAUAGAACAUAUCACACUCUUGGAUUCCAAAGGAAUGUAUGAUAUUGGCGUUUAUCUUGGACAUCACCAGAGACAGCUUGACUCGUUCGGAACUGAUCGAUGAUUAUGUUUGUUUGAACAAA
Molecule: messenger RNA, 1735 nt
Organism: Suillus plorans
Lineage: Eukaryota; Fungi; Basidiomycota; Agaricomycetes; Boletales; Suillaceae
Product: mitochondrial carrier
Exons: 7
Coding region: 389-1486 (365 amino acids)
Source: RefSeq, a predicted model, not a curated record